Molecule: messenger RNA, 1375 nt
Organism: Lindgomyces ingoldianus
Lineage: Eukaryota; Fungi; Ascomycota; Dothideomycetes; Pleosporales; Lindgomycetaceae
Product: terpenoid synthase
Exons: 2
Coding region: 57-1100 (347 amino acids)
Biological process (GO): trans, trans-farnesyl diphosphate biosynthetic process
Cellular component (GO): cytoplasm
Molecular function (GO): (2E,6E)-farnesyl diphosphate synthase activity; dimethylallyltranstransferase activity
Source: RefSeq, a predicted model, not a curated record
GCAUACCGCAGGACAUUCCCCGGUUUCUUAAUUUGUGAGAACGUCAAUACACCAAGAUGCCGACCACUCUGAAAGAAUUCGAGAGCGUCUGGCCCCGCAUUACGGUAGACCUCGAAAGCCACUGCAAACAAUAUAAACUUCCACAGCAGUCACUUGAUUGGUUCGUCAAACAACUCAAUUACAAUACCGUUGGUGGGAAAUGCAAUCGAGGAAUGUCUGUCGUCGACACUUCUUCUCUCCUUCUCAACAAAACUCUGACCCCCGACUCGGAGGACUAUUUCCGCGCUGCUCUUCUGGGCUGGAUGAUUGAAUUGCUCCAGGCAUUCUUCCUCGUCUCUGACGACAUUAUGGACUCUUCUAAAACCCGCCGUGGAAACCCAUGUUGGUACCUCGUGCCGAAAGUCGGAAUGAUCGCCAUCAACGAUGCCUUCAUGCUCGAGUCUGCCAUCUAUUUGCUCCUGAAAAAGCACUUCCGCAAAGAAAAGAGCUACAUUGACAUGGUCGAGUUGUUCCACGAGGUCACCUUCCAAACUGAGCUCGGGCAGCUGUGUGACCUGUUAACUGCACCCGAGGAUGAUGUGAACCUCGACAAUUUCAGUCUUGAGAAAUUUACCUUCAUCGUCAUCUUCAAAACUGCUUACUACUCGUUCUACCUCCCUGUUGCCUUGGCACUUCACUUCUGCGGUGCCGCAACGCCGAAGAACCUUCAGACAUCUCUCGACAUCCUAAUUCCUAUGGGCGAGUAUUUCCAAGCACAAGACGACUACCUCGAUGCAUUCGCCGACCCAGAAGUUCUUGGCAAAAUCGGUACCGACAUCCAGGACAACAAAUGCUCGUGGUUGAUCAACCAAGCUCUUAAGAAGGUCACCUCUGAGCAGCGCAAGAUUCUCGAGGAAAACUAUGGCCAAAAGAACGCUGAGUGCGAGGCGAAGGUCAAAGCCUUGUACCAUGAGCUGAAGCUUGCGGACUUCUACUCGGAGUGGGAAGAGGAGCGUGUCGCAGAUCUCCGGGCCAAGAUUGACAAGGUGGACGAAUCCGAAGGGCUCAAGAAGGAGGUUUUCGAGACGUUCCUCAAGAAGAUCUACAAGAGGAGCAAGUAGGAAGUAAUUCUGGACUGUACUUGACGUAGUGUUUGUAAGGUGACACGACUAUAGAUUGGCGUCGGAAAGACAAGGAUUAUGUACGCUCAGACCGUGGUUCGGUCGCUGUAGGUCAAUUGAUGCCUUGGUUUCACAUUUUCCGCCAUUAAUUUCUUUUUUCUAGUUUGUUAGUGUCACCUUUACGACAUGUUUGUCAACUUCUAGCCUCGUGGGGCAACAAAUAACCUCAGGCAAUUUUGGUGUGUAUAAUCUAUCAUUCCAGUUGCGUACAAAAC